AUGAACACGAAAAAGAAAGAAAAUUUUACCGUCCUGGUGUCUCCCGUCGCUUCUGUGGCUGUAGGUGAGAUCCAAGACUUCAUCUUGCGGGGUCCUACCAACAACGCAGAUGCCGCAAAACUUCUCCAAGAGGCCCAGGAUAACCUCAAGUUUGCAACCGAAACUGGUCACACUCCAGAAUUGAGUCGUAAUUUCAACAUUUGGUCGUUGCUUGGGGUUGGUUUUGCCCUCACCAACUCUUGGUUUGGUAUUUCCGCAUCUCUUAUUACCGGGAUCUCGUCCGGGGGGCCCAUGGUUAUUGUAUAUGGAAUCAUUAUCAUUGCGUCCAUUUCCUUGGGGAUUGGUGCUACUCUCUCCGAAUUAACCAGUGCAAUGCCCUCGGCCGCUGGCCAGAUAUACUGGACCAUGAAGCUUGCCCCAAAGAAAUAUGCUCCUAUCUUGUCCUAUUUGUGUGGUGCGUUUGCAUGGGCUGGUUCUGUGUUCACCUCUGCUUCCGUUACUCUUUCCAUUGCCUCUGCGGUCAUGGGAAUGUACGUGUUGGGUACCGGUGACCCCAACAAGACCCCUCAAACCUGGCAAGUGUUUGUUACCUUCGAACUCAUCAACUUAUUUAUCCUUCUUUUCAACAUUUGGGAAAAACCUCUCCCUACUAUCUCUACCAUCUCCAUGUACACCUCCAUCUUCUCCUUCAUUAUAGUGUCUAUCACUGUCUUGGCAACAAGUUCUGGUAACUACGCCACGGCAAAGUUUGUCUUUGUUGACUUCAACAACGCUACUGGUUGGAAAUCGUCCGGAUUAGCGUUCAUUAUCGGUCUUAUCAACCCAAAUUGGUCGUUCUCCUGUUUGGAUAGUGUCACUCAUAUGGCUGAGGAGAUUGUUAGUCCCGAAACUCAGAUCCCCAAGGCCAUCAUGCUUACUGUUGUCUUGGGUUUCAUCACUGCCUUCCUGUAUGCUAUUGCUAUGUUCUUCUGUAUUACUGAUUUGGACCAGAUCUUAAAUUCGAAUACCGGAGUCCCUAUCUUGGAUAUUUUUUAUCAAGCCCUUGGCAACAGAGCAGGUGCAAUUUGCUUGGAGAUUUUAAUUGUUUUCACGGCCAUUGGCUGCAAUAUUGCCUGUCAUACUUGGCAAGCUCGCUUGUGUUGGUCCUUUUCUCGUGAAAAUGGGUUACCAGGCUCUAGAUACUGGUCUAAAAUCAACCCUAGAACAAAACAACCGGUCAAUGCCCAUCUCAUGUCUACUGCCUGGUGUGCUGUCAUUGGCUGUAUCUACAUGGGAUCCACCACCGCCUACAACGCCAUGGUCACCGCCUGUAUUACUUUCCUGCUAAUUUCGUACAUUUUCCCAGUCGUUUGUCUUUGGAUUAAAGGUAGAGACAAUAUUGUUCAUGGACCUUUUUGGCUUGGGAAAUUUGGAUACUUUACAAAUUUCAUCCUACUUUUUUGGGCCUGCUUCGCCAUGGUGGUUUACUCAUUCCCUCCAAUAAUGCCUGUCACUGCUGGUAACAUGAACUACGUGUCGGUAGUCAUCUUUGUCUUUGGGAUAUAUGCCUUGGUGUAUUGGUUCUGUAGGGGAAAGUACAGAUUCCGUACGGUGACUGAUGAUACGGUGGCUGAUCCAGAACUUACGCAACAGCUUUCAAGCCAAGUUGAACAACUUGAAGUGAUUUUAUCACAUCAAAAGCUGCGAGCCGACAAAUAUUAG
Molecule: messenger RNA, 1701 nt
Organism: [Candida] anglica
Lineage: Eukaryota; Fungi; Ascomycota; Pichiomycetes; Serinales; Debaryomycetaceae
Source: the annotation of a GenBank genome assembly